UAAUACUUCGUAGAAAUCGCCGCGCUGCGAAAAUACCGAUGUCGUCGGCACGACAAACGAGCUUGAUGCUUCCCGAAGCCAACACGAAGGACCCCAAGGUUCGUGCGGAGCUGUAUAUGGCUUCACACGGCAUCAAGGAGCUUUUCGAGGGCCUGGGAACGCUUCUCCUCUACCACCGACCUUCCAACCCUCGCGAGUUCCUCAUUCAGCAGCUUGACGAAAUGCGAACAGCCAAGCAAGAGCAACGUCACGUCCCCUUCUUCGAGGAGAACGAUCUCAAGGUGAUGUUCGCUGCUUUCGACAUCAAAGAGCUAGGAUUUAUCACCACGGAGCAAUAUGAUCAAGCGCUACUAAAUCUUGGGAUUGAAAAACCAACACUGCGCCUGCCCGAAUCAGUAUCAACAAUCAACCAAGCACUCUUUAUUCGCAGCGUGACGCAAGAGCUCAAGAAUGCGUCGGCCUCGUUCAUGUAAAAGCUUUCGCGAUCUCAAACUCUCGAAACAAAAAGUA
This is a messenger RNA of Phytophthora infestans T30-4, 510 nucleotides long. RefSeq lists its product as hypothetical. The coding region runs from base 39 to 473 and encodes 144 amino acids. The record is from RefSeq and is a predicted model, not a curated record. Gene Ontology annotation, molecular function: calcium ion binding. Lineage: Eukaryota; Oomycota; Peronosporomycetes; Peronosporales; Peronosporaceae. The transcript has 4 exons.